Molecule: messenger RNA, 2604 nt
Organism: Phyllotreta striolata
Lineage: Eukaryota; Metazoa; Arthropoda; Insecta; Coleoptera; Chrysomelidae
Source: the annotation of a GenBank genome assembly
CAUAUUUGUAAAUAGGUUAUUCUAAAUAUACAUUUUGUGCGUGUUCCUUAAUUUAAACAAUUAUUCCGGAUUAAUAGAAAAAUGAAUAAGAUACCAGCUUCAGACGAAGACGACGAUAUAGAAAGCUUGAGACUGGCAGCAUUACAGUCGCUGAAAAAGAAAAACUCCUUUCCCGAAUUCCCCGACAGUUCCUCCAGGAAUCCGGACGUUACCCCGCAUUUCCGCGGAAAACCCGGCCGAAACAAAUGGGGCCGUUUCGGGGCCCAUCAAAGACCCAAAACUGGUCACUUUAAUCGACAACGAAACACCAAUUUGAUUCCCAUCACUCCGAUAGCCUCGGACGCCUCGGAGGAUUCUCGGAAAGCGACCGAUAACGAGCCGCAGAAAGAGGAGGAAUGCAGCAAAUUUAACCGGUACGAUAAAUCGGACAAAUCGGACAGCGAGUCCGAGACGGAGGAGGAGAAGAAAUCUCGACCGGGCGCUCUGAAGAAAUCGGACAGUCUCGAAGCUCUCAUGCAGGAAUUGGACGAGGUGAUAAUCGGGAAAACCGGCGAAGAAGAUACCAAAGGCGAAACCGACGAAGUUAAACCGACCGAACAAAGUCCCGAAGACAACGAUAGCGUUAACGCGAACAAGAACAAAGAAGAGAGCAGCAAACCGAUCGAUGCGAAUGCCGGUAAACCCAACGAAACCGAACAACAACCGGUCAAAACGUACCCUCGAAGGCCGUUCCGGGGCCGGUCGCCCAACAACCGGUUCUACCCGAAACCUCGUCGGACGUUCCCGCCUCCGAAUAACUUCGUACCGAUGGUACCGCCGUACUUCCGCGACGACUUCAGGCCGCUACCGAUGCCCUACAAUCGCCCUCUGUCGCCUCUCGCCAUCAACGUGGAGUCCCUUGCAACCGUCACGAUGGCCCCCUUAUCGCCGAGAAGCGCCCGCUUCGUGCUCGAGAAUCGCGCCAUUAUAGAGCGCAGGAAGCGCCGAUCGUACUCGCGGAGCCCCUCGUACUCGCCCAGCCCGCCCCCGAGGCGGUUCCGACGGUCCGUUUCGCCCCGGAGGCUGUCGAGAUCGCCGCGAAGGAAACGAUCGUUGUCUCCCAGACGCCGGUCGCCCUCCCCUAAGAAACCUAUCCCCGCCUCCAAACCCAAAAUCGAAGAACCUAAAGAACCUAAGGAAGCUAAAGUGCAAGAAGAAGAGGAAACGAAAGUAUUGGAUCCCGUGCUGUUGGCACGCAAACGAAAGUUCGAAAGUAACGAAAUCAAAAAGAAGGAAGGCAUCAUUCGAUUGAAACCGAAAGAAUGCAACGAAACGAAAGACGUCAAAGAAGAGCAAAUCGACGACGAUUUGGAGUUCCAGGAGCUCGAGAAGCUGCUCAACGACGACCAUCGAUCCGAAGAGACGAAAGUGGUGGAUAUCUUCUCGGACGAGGAGUCCGAUUCGGACAACGAGGGUCGCUUCAAGACGAAGCGCCAUCGAGAGAAGGGGCCCGCGCCCGUCGUGUCUUUCGCCAAAUUGCUCGACGGGCCCAAGUUGGACGUGGAUCCGGAACCGUUGCCGGACUCGUCGACGGCGAGGAAAUCGGCGAAAAGGAGCGGCGAGAGGGCGCGUACGAGGGACGCGGGCCGCACCAAACGGCAGAAGAUCACGUUCGAGGAGAAGCCGGAGAGGAAACGGGAGAAGGUUAAAAUGGCGGAGGAGCCGAAGAAAGCGGAGGAAAUCGAACCGAUCGAAUCGACAACGAUCGAAGAGGUCGAAAUCGACGAAAGCGGAGACGAGGAGAACGCCGUCGUCAAAGAAGGCGAUCUCCGAGCUCAGCUCAGCAGGAAGAGGGCGGAGAAAUUAUGCAAAAUUCCUGCCGAAGAAGUGUCGACGAGAAUACUGAAAUUCGCUUUGGAGGGUGCCGGGUUCAAAAAGACGAAGAAAAAGUCCAAAAAGAAAAGUGUUAUAGAAGGAAAACUGCCGAUUCAUCUGCGCUUGGGCGUCAACAAUGGUUCGAAGAAGGAGCAGGAGGUGCCGGAAGGUGGAACGAAAGCGAAAAAGAAAAGCAAAAAAAAAGGGAAAUCACGCGACGUAUCCGAGCAGGUAUAAAUCGACUAUCAAUAUCCGCCGCUCUCGACCCGUCCCGGGUAAACACGAAGGAACCUUCAACUCGAGUGAAUUAACUAAAAAAAAUUAGAGACUGUUUCCUUAACUCUUAGAUAAAUAAUUAAUUGAUUAGUAAGAAGAAACAAAAAAAAAUUCAACCAGAAAUAUUCGAAUUAGGUACUGUAAAAGUGUAAAAUGUACUGUAAAUUUUUACUUUAAACUUAAACGAUCGAUUGCAAUUUGAUUUUAUUCGUAUUGUUUAUUUUUCUUUUUGUUUACAAUAUUAGUUUAUAUCCGAUUAUGUAUUAUGGAAUUAAUAAUUGCUUGUAGGUUUGAAAUUCUUUCACUUCGAAAUAUCCUCAUUAUAUGAAUUUUUUCUGCCUUAAAAAUAUAUAGGUGUCUACGAUAAGAAUUAAAUUUUUUUACCCUAUUAUAAUUUUACCCUUUGUACAUAUUAUAUACAUACAAAUUUUAUAACUGUUGAUGUAUUUUAUUUAUUAAAAAAACACUAUUUCU